CAUGAGAACUUCCCUAAGGCCACUAGAAGGUGUUGCAGUCAGCACUUGUACAUGAACUGCAAGAAUGGUGGUUGGAGUGGAGAAUUGUUCCACAAACUAUUCUGGAUAGCUGCUAAUGCUUACAACCCUUAUGUUUACAACAAGGCCAUGGAGAAGAUCACUGACUUUGAUCCCAGGGCUACACAGUACUUGGAUACAUGUACUGAGCAGUGGUCCAGACAUCAGUUUGAGCCAGAAGUGUGUUGUGAUCAUAACACAACAAACUUUGUGGAAUCAUUCAAUGCUGUCACCAAGCCCUACAGGGAUUUACCAGUGUUGAGACUGUUUGAAGCUAUUAGGGAGUGGUCUAUGUAGAGAAUUGGGGUCAGAUUUGACAAAGCAGCAGACAUGGAGCCUCAAGACUUAACUGACCAUGCCAAAGUUGAACUGGAGUUGAGAACAGCUGAAUCCAGGUUUUGCUACUCUACUCCAUGUGGUGGUGGGGAGUAUGAGGUGAGGGAAGGCCAUGUGAAAUUUCCAGUCAAGAUUGACAGCAGAACCUGUGGGUGUGGAGUUUGGCAGGUGUCUGGUAUUCCCUGCAAACAUGGUUUGAGGGUCAUUUACAACCAGAGACUAGACCCUCUGGACUUUGUGUCCCAUUUCUUCAAGGGUGCUGCUUAUAAGCUGGCAUAUGCAGAACAUAUGCACCCUAUGCCUGACCCUACUCAGUGGCCUGAGUUCAACCUUCCCACCAUUAACCCUCCUGGAAUUAAGAGGACUGCUGGAAGACCCCCUAAACAAAGAAAGAGGGGUUCCAUGGAAGCUAAGAAGAGGAAGAGACACACUUCAGUAAAGUGUAGCAAAUGCAAGAAGAUGGGCCACAAUGCAAGGACUUGCAAGUCUGACACUGGCAGUUCCAAGGCACCACCAAAACAGAGGGUUUCAACAAGGAAGAGGAAAACUGGUGAUGAUGGAGCAAGCACAUCUAAGGCAGCACCAAAAUGGAAGAAAUCAAAGCAAGCAUGAGGUGGGGAAUGUUUUAAGAGCACAUUGGGUUUUUUGGGUAGUUUUUGAUCUUGCACAUAUUCAUUAAGUAGAAAACAGAUGUAGUUAGUGCAAAGAUGUGUUGUAAGUGAAGCUAAAAAACAGAUAUGCUUCCCAUUUUGGUAUUUUGUGGAAUUUAUGC
Spinacia oleracea (spinach) is the source of this 1165-nucleotide messenger RNA. RefSeq lists its product as uncharacterized. The transcript has 2 exons. NCBI's taxonomy places the organism in Eukaryota, Viridiplantae, Streptophyta, Magnoliopsida, Caryophyllales, Amaranthaceae. The coding region runs from base 388 to 1005 and encodes 205 amino acids. Gene Ontology annotation, molecular function: nucleic acid binding; zinc ion binding. The record is from RefSeq and is a predicted model, not a curated record.